AAAUUCAAUACUAAAAAACAGGCAAUGGGGAGAAGGAAGGAAGCAACGGUAAGCGUUAAGACCAAGUAAACGACCCUUCCGCGACCGGAGCGAUUGAGAGAAGAAGGAACCUCAGAAUUACAAAUAUAUUAUAUCAACUCAUUCAUGGCGACUCAGUCAGCACUGUCGUCCACCAAUCCAAUCGCCUUCGUCCGGCCAUGUUAAUUUGGGAAUGCACAAAUCGGAAGCCCUUUUUGCUUCACACCCAAAACCUUCUGCGUCUCUGAUCCAUGCAGAUGGCUUCGAUGUUGACGCCCACUCAGCGGUAUGCCUCCGGAGCAUUGUUUGCACUUGCUCUUCAUCAGGCUCAGAUCCACCAGACGCUUCCUCUAGGGCUUCCCGGUGAGGAGCCUCAGACGGAGGACCGAAUCAGUUGUAGUAGCGGUAGCAGCAGUGAUUCCGUCGCCGAGGACCCCGAGCUUUGGGUCCACGAAUCCACGGGCCUGCUUCGUCCUGUAUUCAGGUUUUUAGAGAUCGACUCUGCAGCUUGGUCUGGAAUUGAGGAAACUGCAGGAUCCGGUACAGCUAAGCAUCAUAUUGGAGCAUUCUUGCGGUUGCUAUCUGAGGACAAUGAAAACUCUUCCCAGAUGAUAGACCAGGAACUUGCUCUGUCAAAAUCUGUUGAUAGUAUAGCAGAUAAUAUGGAAAAGGAUUUUGUAUCUUCUCAGUCUAAGAAGGAAAAAUAUCAUGAAUAUGAAUAUGUAUGUCGAGAGAAGUGUUUGUCUGCCGAGGCAAAAUCAAACUUUGAAGCAACUGACAAGCAAGCAGAAAUUACUGAUGCUAACCCAGUGGUUGUUAAACAGCCAAGUGUUGGUGCAUGGACUGAUACUAUUGUGCAACCUAUUGAUGAGGAAAAAAUGCUUAGCUAUCAUAGAAAAGUGGUUGUUCUCUAUGAGCUUCUAUCUGCUUGUUUGGCAGAUAUAAGUGAAAAUGACAAGAAACACUCCCGCCAAAGAAAGGGUUAUGACGCCCGGCAUCGCGUGGCUUUGCGGUUAUUAUCAACCUGGAUUGAUGUCAAGUGGAUAAAAAUGGAAGCGAUUGAGACAAUGGUUGCUUGCUCAGCCAUGGCUCUAGCUAAAAGUGUGGAAGAAAAUGAUGAAGAAAGCCCUUCAAAGAAGACUAACUGGGCUAAAUGGAAACGUGGUGGUAUUAUUGGUGCAGCUGCAUUAACUGGAGGGACCUUGAUGGCAAUUACAGGAGGAUUAGCUGCUCCAGCAAUUGCCGCAGGCUUUAGUGCUUUAGCUCCGACAUUGGGUACCAUCAUCCCUGUCAUUGGCGCAAGUGGGUUUGCUGCAGCUGCCAGUGCUGCAGGAUCUGUUGCUGGUUCUGUGGCUGUUGCUGCAUCUUUUGGAGCUGCUGGAGCAGGACUUACAGGAAGCAAAAUGGCUAGGAGAAUUGGGAGCGUUGAUGAGUUUGAAUUUAAAUCAAUUGGAGAAAAUCAUAACCAAGGCAGAUUAGCAGUUGAGAUAGCGGUGUCAGGUUUUGCUUUUGAUGAGGAAGAUUUCGUACGGCCGUGGGAAGGACUAAAUGACAACUUAGAAAGGUAUGCACUGCAGUGGGAAUCUAAACAUAUAAUUGCAGUAAGCACUGCAAUUCAGGAUUGGCUUACUUCAAGACUUGCAAUGGAGUUGAUGAAGCGAGGUGCAAUGAUGACUGUUCUAAGCUCUCUUUUAGCAGCACUAGCUUGGCCAGCUACCUUACUUGCAGCUACUGACUUCAUAGACAGCACGUGGACAAUUGCCGUGGACAGAUCAGACAAAGCUGGUAGAAUGCUCGCUGAUGUGUUGUGUAAAGGUUUACAAGGGAACAGGCCUGUGACACUUGUGGGGCACUCACUUGGUGCACGUGUAAUAUUCAAGUGUCUCCAAUAUUUGGCUGAGACUGAAAAAAAUGCUGAGCUUGUGGAAAGAGUUGUUCUUCUUGGAGCACCCAUAUCAAUUAAAGAUCAGAAUUGGGAAGCUGCCAGAAAGAUGGUUGCUGGAAGGUUUGUGAAUGUGUACUCCGCAAAUGAUUGGAUGCUUGGAAUUGCUUUCCGUGCCAGUCUACUUACUCAAGGGUUGGCUGGAAUUCAACCUAUCGAUGUCCCUGGCAUCGAGAAUGUUGAUGUAACAGGUGUGAUAGAAGGCCACUCCUCCUAUCUAUGGGCUACUAGGCAAAUCUUGGAGCAGCUUGAACUGGAAACUUAUUAUCCAGUUUUUAGAAGCAGUUUUAGCAAGCAAUAGGAGGAGAUAAUAUCCAUAUUCUGUUCUGCAUCUGAUGCUUUGCAGGAUUCUCCGUGUUGGUCGAUCUGUGUGCGCGGUGGUCGUAGCGGCAACGGCCAAGGUCCGUGUUGAGUUUGGCAGGUUGACGCAAAGUCAUGUGCAUGAGAGAAAGAACAAGAUUGCUAUUUGAUAUAUGAAUGAUGAAGAAGAAUGUAAGUCAUGUAACCAUUGUUGUAUUGGGAGCCAAAGUUGCCCACUUUUUGUUAUCAUUGAACCUGAGGGAAACUUCUAUGGUUCAGGGCUCAAAUUUUCCCUUUGUGGAACUGUUGGAAAAAGGAUGUAAUGUGUACUAUUCUAUGUAAAAUACAUUGAAGGAAACUUUUAUGAGAAAUCACUCUUCGGAAGUGACUCUUUUUUUUUUU
This is a messenger RNA of Momordica charantia (bitter melon), 2662 nucleotides long. RefSeq names its product transmembrane and coiled-coil domain-containing protein STS1. The record is from RefSeq and is a predicted model, not a curated record. NCBI's taxonomy places the organism in Eukaryota, Viridiplantae, Streptophyta, Magnoliopsida, Cucurbitales, Cucurbitaceae.